GCAUUUCUCUGGUGUGGUAUAUAAAACCAGCAGCCUUUACAGUGACCGUUGUCAGUGAUCCGCCCUACACUGUCAGUGAACCAAGAUGGGUGUCUCAAGCAUUCAGCUGCUGUCAGUGCUGUUGGUCUGUGCAACCAAUGCAGAGAAAACUGAAGGAUCGUAUGCACUGAAAAUGUGGAGCAAUGAAGACCAGGCUCUACGGGAACAACUUACUUUUAUAUAUAAGGAAGUAGAAGGACUGCGAAAUGAUCAAAAUGUAAUGAAACAGAAACAAGAAGACAUGAUGCAGGCAGUGAGUCAGUGUACAGAAAUACAAGCACAAGCUGAGAAGGAGGUGAAUGUUACUUCACUGGGAAAAGGCAGUAUCUCUACACUGGAGGAGGAGGAUGACACUGAUGAAGGAUUUGAUCCAUGUAAGAAAUACAGUUCACUCAACCAAGACUGGAGAGCCACCAACUACAGCACCAAGAACGUGGCCUGCGAUCGCAAUAUGGAGUGGAAUGGCUGGUAUCGUCUGUUCUACAGGGGAAGAAGCAUCCAAAUGCCUGAGCUGUGUGUGAAGGCCGAAAGCUGCGGAACGCAUUCCCCACUGUGGUUAUCAGGUGGCCAUCCACGCAAACGUGACGGAAUUGUGACACGCAAAGUUUGUGGCAACUGGAACGGUAACUGCUGCAACUUCAAAUCCCCUCCCAUCCAAGUAAAAGCAUGCCAGGGCAAUUACUACGUCUACAAGUUUGUCAAGCCGCCGGCCUGUCAUCUGGCCUACUGUGCAGAUGUCAACACUCUUAUCUGUGGGAAAUGUAAGAAAUAUGAAAUUUGCACCAGCAAAGACAAGAUCAAGUGGUUUUGUAAGAAAUCAAAAAGAAGAGUGAAAGCUAAUGUGCAUUUCUUUGCUGCUUACCCUGGCUCACUGUCUGGCAAAGUAAACCGAAUCCUGUACAGUAAGGUGUAUGUGAAUGUUGGAAGGGCCUUCAGCAGUCGCACUGGUGUGUUCACGGCUCCAGUCACAGGUGUAUAUCAGUUCUUCUUCUCCGCUCAGUCUGACAGGAGUGGGCUUAAGACUAAAAUAUGGCUUGUCGUGAAUGGCUACUGGGUUGCUGUGUCUUACACUCAUGUCAGUGUCUCAAACACAGUUGGAAAUCUUUCAACAUACAUGACCACACUGCGCAAAGGUGCUUUAGUGUAUGUGACCCAUAACUGUGGCAAGUCCUGGGCCGACUCUGCUUCCAACACCAUUGUAUUCGGGGGGUCACUGCUUUUAGUACAAAGAUAAAGGGAAACAUUUAGCUACCAUAUCUUCAUCUUUAAUUUUUAUAACAAAGAUUGUGUAGCUUUUUCUAUGUCAUGUAAGCUAUCAUAAUAUACAGUGGUCAGGAGGGACCUAGAAUUUAAAAUUGGGAAUUAUUGUUUUCUAUAUGUGUGUGUGUGUGUGUGUGUGCGUUCAUAUAGUUCUUCAAAAAAACAAAAAACAAAAAAAAAAACCCACUUGCAUCUUUGAAUAUUUUCAUGCUUCAUUGUUUUGCUUUGGUUUCUUUUUACCUGCCUAUUUUUCAUUAAUUCAUUGUUGAUACUAAAACUAAUUCAUUUGAUUUCUGAUGAUGUGUCGAUCACAGCUGAAAAAUUCAUUCCUGCAUGCAUUUUGCUCUCCCUUUUUCUUAACUAAUAGGUCAAAUCUUCUGCGUACAGUAGUUAACUGGUUGCCUUAUUUCAUUGUGAUUCCUUGUUAUGAACAUGGUGGGGCAGUAAAGUAACUUCUGUGUUUAAUAGUUUGCACAUACACAAAAUGGCCCCUUAAACACAGGUACUUUAACCCACAUGUCAGGGAACCUGUAAUAAAUGUAGUAUUGUUCUUG
Molecule: messenger RNA, 1853 nt
Organism: Tachysurus fulvidraco (yellow catfish)
Lineage: Eukaryota; Metazoa; Chordata; Actinopteri; Siluriformes; Bagridae
Exons: 8
Coding region: 86-1273 (395 amino acids)
Molecular function (GO): protein binding
Source: RefSeq, a predicted model, not a curated record